AGUAUGGAAUUUUGUAUCUCGAAACGAAUAGUGAUCAGUUUGUUUCCACACCUCUCGACAGUCUUACUCAUAGUCGUGUUCGUAGACCUACAAGGUUCAAGACUGCCAAGAUAAGAGUUUGAGAAAGGGAGACUUCAAGUUCUAGGGGUCAUCUUGUUGGCUGAUUGGAGCUGUACGUUGUGCGGGUAUUAUCUUGUAAAGUAAAGCCCUUGGUGGGUGAUUUUCCGUCAGCAUGUCGAAGGAUAAUUGGUUAUCGGACUAUGAUAGUGUUGUGCAGCUGGGUGAUGACAUCAUGGAGAGAAUUAACGAGAGGAAUCGGACGUUGAGGAACGGCGGUAAUCCCACCAAGGUAUCUGUUGGUAUCCGUGGUAUGAUGAAUCAGUACGGCAAGCAACUCAACAAUCUGAAGCAAGCACUGGCCAGGGCAUCCUCCUCCUAUCACAUUACUGACAGAGAGUUGGACAGGCGGCAAGACAUGCUGGGUAACCUGUUCAGUAGGCAAAAGCAGAUCAAUAUGUCUUUCCAGCAAGAAGGUGGCACGGAUGCAUCAAGAGGUAUGCUGUUCCAUGCCGGCGAGGGCAGUGGACGUGUCAGUGGACCUGAGGAGACGGCGUAUACACGUGGACAAACGAACGAUGAACUGCGUACGCAGCAGCAAGUCAUGAUCGAAGAACAAGACCGAGGAUUGGAGGCUCUGUCUGGCGCCCUAUCAAGGCAAAAACAGAUUGGACUGGCAAUCGGUGAUGAGGUGGAAUAUCAGAAUGAAAUCAUCGACGACCUGGGCAAUCGUGUUGAUCGCACCAACGAGCGCUUAGUGAAAACGACCAAGGCGGUUCGUAAAGUGCACAUGAAGGCGUCAGACACAGGAAUGUGCUGUAUCGUCGUUCUACUGCUCAUCGCAAUUGUCGUCGUCGCCGUCGUACCCAAAUAGCAAGUCUCCUGUUUACAGAAACCUCUGCCACAGUGGGUGGCUUCCUCUCCUCUUGCCGUGCACCAAGUGUUUGUGCAAUGUGUCAAGUUGCUCUUGCACAUCAGAAUCACUGUUUGUCAAGUUCGCUUUUCCCAUCACCUGCUCUCUGUGUCUCUCAGCAGUCCGUGUUGUCUUCUUGGUGAAUGGUCGUUGCUGCAUUCUCUCAUUUACUCUCUCACCUGGUUAUCGCUGCCCAUGUGCACAAUUGAUUGACGGGGUGGCAUCCCCGGUGCACAAUGUACAGGGUUGCUUCUGUUGCUGUCAAGCUGUUAUGACCUCCAUGACUGUCCUCUCCCCGCUGCUCGGUGUCCGCUCACCACAGUGCGGUGUGCGCGCUCUGUGCAGCUUCUGCGAUUCGCGGCACAUUGUGAGCUGCUGUUGAUUUCUCUAGUUCUGUACAUAUUGAUCUCUGCCCGUGCAUUCUAGGCAGCUGCACGCAAGUAGCUAGUCCUCGCCAGCUGGAGAAAGCCACGUUAGCCCUGCUCGCGUUUUCCAGGGAUUUUUUUAUUGGCAGAGCCUCACUCUAAUACUGACGUGCAUGGCAUGCCUCCGCUGCCGCUGCUAGCGCUCUCAUAGUGCGCCGUGGCUCAUAAAACAUUACAUUACAGUAUUGAUUUUUGAACUCCCUCCUUUAAUACAACCCACUGACUAUCGUGCGAUAGUUUUUAUCUCUGUGCCCUUGCUCUACUUAGUUUGACGUGGCUCUGGGUUGGAGCUACUGUUCUCCUACUACACCUAGAGAGUUGUAUUCAUAAAUGAAUGUUAUUUGCUAUUUACUAUACCCACUGAAUGCAUGACUAGUGUUGUUCUGUGUGGACGGUGUACCGGCGUUGAUCACUCGUCUACUUUACCUCUAUCUUAUUUUAUUUUUAUGUUGAUAUUUUCCACCAGUGAAUCUCUUUAACUGCUUGCAUUCUAUAAGACUAAGAAGUAUUCUUAAAACUCA
Messenger RNA from Sycon ciliatum, 1916 nucleotides. Its product is annotated as syntaxin-8-like. The coding region runs from base 233 to 931 and encodes 232 amino acids. Gene Ontology annotation, cellular component: SNARE complex; endomembrane system; membrane. The record is from RefSeq and is a predicted model, not a curated record. Gene Ontology annotation, biological process: intracellular protein transport; vesicle fusion. Gene Ontology annotation, molecular function: SNARE binding; SNAP receptor activity. Lineage: Eukaryota; Metazoa; Porifera; Calcarea; Leucosolenida; Sycettidae. The transcript is spliced from 9 exons.